GUUCUGUGAUUGACAUAUUUGAUAAAAGUUGGGUUAUGGUUUAUAACCAAAUCAUGUGGAUUUAUUAAUUUUUCAAAAAUGCCCACUUUUAAGAAAUUAAAUACUAAAAUAUUCAAAAAAUCAGGUCAACUAAUUACACCAGAUUAUGUUUACUGGAAAAAAUUAGGAGUUCCUGUCUUAGUUAAAGAAUUUGGCCCCAUAGAUCACAUAGAUUUCUCGCCAAUAGAGCCACAUUAUUUUGCUGUGACAUGCUCAGUUCGAGUACAAGUAUACAAUCCAAUCACUAAGUUAGUAGUUAAAAAUUUGUCUAGAUUUAGAGAAAAUGCUUAUGGUGCAGUUUUUCGUUGGGACGGGAAACUUAUUCUAGCAGGUGGCGAAGAAACUAACGUUAAAUUGUUUGAUGUCUCGUCUAAAAGCUUAUUAAGUAUAAUUCUUAUGUAUAUUAAGCAUGACGCACAGGUUUUCUUUUAUAAAGAAAUGUCCAAAACACAUAUGAGUCCAAUAUUUGGACGAUCCCCAUCUUGUUCGGUAAAACAGAGGUUGGAUGAUAGAAAAGCCAGAUUGAAAGCUUUAAAAUUAGAACAAAGCAGAAAAACUGAGAAGCCAGAAGAUUUUAUAACGUACGAAGACAGUGAUAGUGAUGAGGAGCCUGUUUUCGUUCAAAAAGAUAUUUUAAACACUUCUUUUAACUUUGUAGAUUACAUUAGGAAUCGGGAAAUACAGUGUUCAAAAUUGAGUUCUGUUUCGACUGAUUAUGGAAGUAGACAUAUGUUAACACAUGAAAUGUUUAAAGAGACUCCAAUUAGUUUAGGUAAUAUGAAUAAAGUGUUUUGUUCUCAAUGGUUGAGUGAUAGGCAAGUUGUUUUUGGAACUAAGUGUAAUAAGUUAAUGGUAUAUGAUGUAGUUACACAUAAAAUAGAUCAAAUACCCUCACUAAUAAGCAAGAGAAAUUUAAUGGGCAAUGAGGUACAACAACAAUGUGGUAUUCAUUCAGUACAAAUCAACCCUUCAAGGACUCUACUGGCCACUGGGGCCAGAAAUACAUGUGAUAUUGCUAUUUAUAGGCUUCCUACUUUAGAUCCAAUUUGUGUUGGUGAAAGUGCUCAUAAAGAUUGGGUAUUUGACAUGUGUUGGUUAGACGAUGAGUUCCUAGUAUCAGGUUCACGAGAUACAAAAAUGGCAUUAUGGAGAGUAACUCCUGAUAUGUUAGACAGUAAGGAAGAAAUUCCUAGACACCGCCAUAUACAAGCAGUUUCUAUAAAAGAUUGUAGAAGUGCACAAAAGGUUAGGGCUUUAACAUUUAAUAAAAAAUAUGAUGAAAUAGCAGCUUUAAGUUUAAAUGGUUAUAUUCAUAUAUGGAAUGCUGAAACAUUUAAACAAAAAUUAUCUAGAAAAUUGCCUUCAGCUCAAGAAAAUGUUUGUUUAGCUGUACAAGAAUCUGGAUUGUAUGCUAUCGGAUGUAGAUCUUAUACAUUAUUACUAGAUUGUAGAACAUUACAGGCUGUCAAAAAAGUAAAUUCUCGGUACUCAGGUUGUGGAAUUAGAUCAGCAAGUUUUCAAGGGGAUGUUUUGACAGUAGGUACAGGGUUAGGCAUGCUGAUGUUUUAUGACUUGAAAGCGGGAAAGUAUCUAGAUUCUAGUAUAAAUUCUUCAAGGACAGUUGUACUUAAGGCCAGUAAAGGCUACGUGUUUCCUGAUGAAGAAUAUGUAGAUAAUCACCAGAAUGUUAAGUAUGUACCAGCUAUUUAUACACACUGCUAUGAUAAUAGCGGAACUAGACUUUUUACUGCUGGUGGUCCAUUACCGGCUACUCUUACAGGGAAUUACGCUGGUCUGUGGCAAUAGAUUGAAACAUCUAAUUGAAGAGUAUUUUCUAAUCAUUUAGAUGUAUAGGGUUCUCACUUAAGGUUAAUUUGAAUUUUAGUUUGAUAUGUUGGAUUGUAACUGAUUAUUUUAAACAUUUACAUAAUUUCUCUGUAUUUUAUGUUAAUCACAUGCUUGCAUAUUAUUGUAAAGAACCUAUAAAAAAAAAGUGAAAAUGUAAAUGGAUCAGAAAAGCGUUUUUAGUUUUUCUUGUCUUAAAAAUUCAAUGUUCAUAUUUUUAUAUCCUUAGAUUCAAGCAAUAUCUUAAAUAAGAUUUAUCUAUUCAUACAGAUAAAAAACAUUUUUUCCUACGACCACUUAGGAAAGUGACACAUAUCACACUAUAUAGUCCUAUGGAAAGUGCCCUAUAUCAUACGCGUAUGAAUAAGAAUUUACUUUCCACCCGAGUGAUAAUAUGUUACUUUCCGCAGUAGUUGUCACAAAAUGUCAAACACCUAAUUUCUAUUUUGAUCUAUGUAAUGUCCAUAUUAAUACUAAAAUCGAUAUGAUUGUUAAAUUAUUGAAAUUGUUGUAAAUUAGAUCCUAGAUAUUUAUCUUUAACAAUUAUUAUUAAAAUAAUUUUAAAAUAAUGUUUGCUAUUAGCUCAGGUGGUUAGGACGUCGAACUUAUCAACUUUGCCAUUUUUUGUCCGCGUUCAAAUCCUGGCGGGGCAGAAUUUUUUAGUUUUUUUUGUUUAGAAAAUAUGAAAAUAAUAAAUACGAUUAUUGUUGAUUAUUUUUGUAAAUACAUUUUAAUUAUUAUAGUAAUAAUAACCUUGGUUUUACAUUUUUUUGAGGACAUUAUUUUGUGGUCGUAGAAAAAAUAUUGUAUAUCACUUAUGUGAAAAGUGAUUUUCCACACUC
This is a messenger RNA of Psylliodes chrysocephalus, 2726 nucleotides long. NCBI's taxonomy places the organism in Eukaryota, Metazoa, Arthropoda, Insecta, Coleoptera, Chrysomelidae. The record is from the annotation of a GenBank genome assembly.